Messenger RNA from Folsomia candida, 767 nucleotides. RefSeq names its product sodium/calcium exchanger regulatory protein 1. Gene Ontology annotation, biological process: fatty acid transport. Gene Ontology annotation, cellular component: cytosol; nucleus. NCBI's taxonomy places the organism in Eukaryota, Metazoa, Arthropoda, Collembola, Entomobryomorpha, Isotomidae. Bases 127 to 612 code for a protein of 161 amino acids. Gene Ontology annotation, molecular function: fatty acid binding. The transcript is spliced from 6 exons. The record is from RefSeq and is a predicted model, not a curated record.
CCUUCUCUUCGUAAAAAGAACGCUUUUUUCAUCUCUUGCCCUAUUUUAAGCAUCUUUACGACCAAGGUUGGCUUCAGUUCGAUCUCAUCUCUGGACCUUUCACAAUCUUUCAAACAAAAUUCCAAGAUGAAGCUUUUUGUGGUUAUUUUUGUGUCAAUUUUUCUUCCCCAUGGUUUCUCUGAUGAUACUUCGAACGCCGCUACGACUGGCACGCCUGUUUCGAUUGUUGGUAGAUACGAGCUUUCGAGCAGCGACAAGUUCUAUGAAUACAUGACUGCCCUUGGAGUUGGAUUCUUUACCAAGAACUUGGCGGCGGCAGCGACCCCAAUUGCGACAAUUUCAAAGGAAGGGGACUUGUGGACUAUCAAGACGGAGACGACCUUUAAGACGACCACCAUUACGUUCAAGCUGGGAGAAGAGUUUGAUGAAACCACUGGAGAUGAUCGGACUUGCAAGACCACCAUCACAAUGGACGGAACCACCAAAAUGCUAACCAACCAAGUAUGCUCUGGGAAAGCCUACCGAAUUGACAGAGAGUUUUCUCCAACCCAAAUGACAAUGAAAUUAUACGCUGACAGUGUUACAAGUACACGGAUUUACCGAAGGCUUUAAUCAGAAUCCCAGGAUCUGAUUAUGGUUACUCCUCUUGGUUGACAAGCUGACAUAUACGGAAUGGAAAACUUAAUUAUAAUAAAUUUCAUCAUAUAAAUUAUCUACAAACAAAAUUACUAAUCUUGCCGUAUUUCUAGAAUUUUUUUUACUUUUAA